Seriola dumerili (greater amberjack) is the source of this 2744-nucleotide messenger RNA. RefSeq lists its product as uncharacterized. Gene Ontology annotation, cellular component: membrane; extracellular region. The transcript is spliced from 3 exons. The coding region runs from base 15 to 1541 and encodes 508 amino acids. The record is from RefSeq and is a predicted model, not a curated record. Gene Ontology annotation, biological process: lipid transport; lipoprotein metabolic process. Lineage: Eukaryota; Metazoa; Chordata; Actinopteri; Carangiformes; Carangidae. Gene Ontology annotation, molecular function: lipid binding.
AGGAGGAAUCCAAGAUGAUCAAGGACAUCAAAGACAGGUUUGACAAAACUGACCUGAGCCUCAGCCAUGUUGCCAAGUCACAGGAGAAAGGUAAGGCCUUUCUGGAAUAUAUGAGGGGCAUGGUGAAAGGAAAACAAACCUGUGAGGAGCUGGAGAAGGAGCUGGCAGCUGUGCUGGAGGACACUCUGGGAGGCCUGGAGAAGCUCGACUGCUUCCUGGAUGCAGUGGAGAAGCUGGCAGUAACCUCACUUCAUGUGUUCAUGGAAAACCAGGUGUUAGUUCUACCUGGAACGAUCACCCUUGAAAACAUUCAGGCUGUCAUCGCUGCUGCACGACUAAUCUGCCCCCUCCUCCUCGAGUUUAAAAGAGAUGCACGAGUCUUCUUUGUUCCCAGACUCCAGAAUGCAGAAGUGCUGUCGUAUCAGUUGGACAGAUACAUACAGACCAUCCAGAUAAUCUGCGAGCAGUUUGAGAAAAGCUCCCUCUGGGACUUUUGCCUGAAGAAGACUAUGGAAACUCUGAUUGACCUCGAUGAGGACUUGUCUGAAGAUGAAACACAGAGGAUGCUUUAUCACAUUAAUCAGCUUGAUGAAAUAAGGAUGAACCAGCACUUCCGGACGGCGUUCUUGUUUCCGGAGGAGUCAUGUUCUGCCUUCAUCAGUGAGUUCAACAAGCGACAUCCCAGGAUGCUGCAGUGUCUCAAAGACCUGGAGGACAUUGCUGUUCAGCUUGACAAGAUGAGUAAAGGGGCAAAGAUCUCCAGUGUGGCCGGCAGCUCAGUGGGGGCGGUUGGAGGUGUGCUUUCCAUUGUUGGGUUGGCGUUAAUUCCUGUAACAGCAGGAGUGUCUCUAGCGCUGACCAUGACAGGGGUAGGGCUGGGAAUCACCAGCGGAGUUAACAGUGCUGCCACUGCAGCCACAGAGGUUGGAGUAAACGUUGCACAACAAAAAAAAACCAGUGAAGUAUUCGAGGUCUUCAAUGAGGAUGUGCAGAGUCUCCAGGAUUGUCUGGAGGAGGUGACCAGUCAAACAGUCUCCAAAAUUAAAGCAAGUGUGAUUGAUGUGGCUCAGGGAGUGGGCAAGGUUCUCAGUAAAGUUUGUGCUGUUGGAAAAGGCAUUGAUUCACUUGUUGAUGCUGCCUCUGCUGCUAAGGUGUUGCAAAGUGAAGAGGUGAUUACAGGUGUUGGUAAGAUGGUGGCCCAGGAAGGUAAAGCAUUACGCAAUGUGCCCAGGGUGGCCUCAGACAUCCCAGAUAUUGGUCAGGCAGCAGUCAAAGGGCCUCUUGGUAUCUCCAAUCCAGCCAGGGCAGGUUUCAUCGGAAUCAAUGCUCUUUUCCUCGGCAUGGACAUCUUCUUCAUCUGUAAAGACAGCAUCGGUCUGGCUAAAGGCAGUGAGACUAAAGUCUCAAAGUUCAUCAGAGCCAGAGCUGCACUUUUGAGCUCAGAGAUAGAGUCAUGGAAGAAGAUCCGUGGCUCUUUGUGUCAAAGCCUCUUAACAUCAGAGAGAAAACGAGGUACUCUGGAGACACCAUUUUAUCCAUGAAGAAGAUCUAGAUCUACACACACAGAGAAACAGAUGUGAAUAUUUGAUUUAAUCAAGUGUAGUGUAGCACUCAGUAAACACACAAUACUGCAUCUGUGGCAACUCUCUAAUGUGCCUUUUUGCUUACUCUGAUUAAUUUGAACGAAUGAUACGAAAAUUCAAUCAAGAGCUGUAAAUGACUGAUUAGCAUCAAACCCAAUUUAAAUCUCUGUUCUUAAAUUCUUAAAGGAGCUAUUUGUAAGUUUUGCUAUUGCUAUAUAGCCAACUGUGAGGGAGCUGGCAAGCAUCCCCCUCACUAAGGUGAAAAACAAUACACAUUGGCUAAUACAGAAAGUUUAUCUUGUUAUGUUCUGCUUUUAUUUUGGGAACUUCUACUAAUCACUCUCUCUUUGAGGUCUACUUCCAGGGGGCCUGUUUUCAUAGAGUUCACACAUGGGAAUGCAGCCACCGGACUCAGCAGGUGUUAAUUACCUUGUUAGGCUGUACCAAGUGGGCAGGAAAGAGAGAGGGGAGUGGGUAGAGGGGUUUUUGUUAAGUUUGGCUUUUGUUUGGUAUUUCUUUAGUUUAUUAUGUAUUUUAUUUCAUCUGUGUUAGGCCAAAUGUCGGGGUAUCUUGUGUAUGUAAAUAUCAGUAUGGUUAAAUUGUAUGGUUAAAUUCUAAAUAGGUAUUCUAAAUGUAUGGUGCUAGUGUUUAGGGUCCCUUCACUAUGUAAUGUUUUGGUAGAGACUGUGGGUAGUUAUGCCAGGUGGGAAAGCAGUGUAGUAUGUCAGAGAAGGGGGAGUCAGGUUGACUGUCACCUUUGCUGCUGCUAUCCACCGCGACCUGCUGCACCAGCCAGACUGCUUUUGUUGUCAAGCCAUUCUGCUACAUAUGUGUAAGAGUUGUUGGACUUUUUUUUGUAAUUUGCCUAUGGUCACCAUUAAACCAGAAUCAGAGCUCUGAAACCAAUCCUUGUGUGACUGAUGCUGUUCAUUUCUCCACCACGCUUGCACAUAAAUCCUGCUGGCCUUCAUCCUAGUUGUAAGGGUUCACCACCAUCCAAACCUUACACCAACAUUAGCAUUAACAGUUGUUUACUUACCAGUGUUGCCAAGAGCUUCAGCCAUAGUUGAAUCUACAAGACAAUAGAUUAUAAUACAUCCUCUGAGCAGCGAGUUCUUCAGGGCAGACUGGACGCUGUAGUAACUCGGUAUCAGAAAGUGA